UCAAGCUGGGCUCAUUUUCAAUCCUUUUUUUCCUUCUGUCAGUUUUCCAAAUUCAUAGAACAGCGAAAAUCGAAAAAUAAUCUGCGGAUUUGCUUGAACAAAAAUCCUUUCUGCAAUCGUUUUGUAUCAAGAUAUCUUUUACUAUUUUUUGCCAUACAUACGAUCUGUGAAACGUGCUAUACAUCUUCUACUAUCUGCUGUUUGGCUCCUUGUAUCGGAUUAGUUCCAGUUAAUACACCCAAGAUACAUUUCUUGUAAUAUCAAUGAGUAAAAUGACAAAAAACAAACUCAAUUUGACGUUGCCACCUGGUUCCGUGGAUGUUCCUGCUGGACAACAAACAACGCCAACACCCUCCUUUAAAACUCCAUCAGGUACCGAAUACGUGAUUGGAAAACACAAUCUUUUGGGAAAAGCCAAGAACAGCAUCGAUGCACUUACCGAAACAUUGGAAGAGCUUGAAAUGGAAGAAAGUGCACGUAAACGCAUUAAAGUGUUUCUCAGUCAAAAAGAAAAAAUUGGCGAACUCAGUGAUGAGGAUUUAGAGAAACUAGGCGAGUUGGGUUCCGGAAAUGGGGGAGUUGUAAUGAAGGUACGUCACAUUCCUACGCAGCUCAUAAUGGCACGCAAAUUGAUACACCUAGAAGUAAAACCUGCAAUCAAAAAGCAGAUUAUACGAGAACUUAAGGUAUUACACGAGUGUAAUUUUCCGCACAUAGUUGGAUUCUAUGGCGCAUUCUACAGUGAUGGAGAGAUAAGCAUAUGUAUGGAAUACAUGGAUGGUGGCUCAUUAGACCUAAUUUUAAAACGAGCAGGAAGAAUCCCGGAAGCUAUUUUGGCAAAAAUAACAUCGGCAGUACUGAAAGGACUAAGCUAUCUGAGAGAUAAGCAUGCCAUUAUGCAUAGGGAUGUUAAACCGAGCAACAUUCUUGUAAAUAGCAGUGGAGAGAUAAAGAUUUGUGAUUUCGGCGUUUCUGGUCAGUUGAUUGAUUCAAUGGCCAAUUCUUUUGUAGGUACUCGAAGUUAUAUGUCGCCCGAGCGCUUACAAGGAACGCAUUAUUCUGUUCAAUCUGACAUAUGGUCACUGGGACUCUCUUUAGUUGAAAUGGCGAUUGGAAUGUAUCCAAUUCCUCCUCCAGAUGCAAAAACAUUAGAUUUAAUAUUUCAGGAGCGUGGAGAAGACUGCUCUCCUGGACAAAGCAUAAUUGAACCUAAACCAAUGGCUAUUUUUGAACUACUGGACUACAUUGUAAACGAACCUCCGCCUAAGUUAGAGCACAAUUCUUUUACCGACCGUUUUAAAAAUUUUGUUGAUCUUUGUCUAAAGAAGAACCCCGAGGAGCGUGCAGAUUUAAAAACACUCAUGAAUCACGAAUGGAUUAAAAACAUUGAAACGGAGGACGUUGAUAUUGCAGGAUGGGUGUGCAAAACCAUGGAUCUUGCACCAUCAACGCCCAAAAGGAACGCGUCACCAUUUUCAAAUUAAUUUGUGGCCAGGCAAGGGUUUUUUGAGUUGUAGGGGGAGCUUUUUUAUUUGAUUGAUGUUAUGGAAGGUCAAAUAACACAAGACAUUUAGUUUGCUGAGUACCGGAUAAAAGUAACUACAGUUUAUGUAUUUAUUAUAACUUUUUUUUCAAUAUAUUAAACCUUUUCCACUA
This is a messenger RNA of Anopheles merus, 1656 nucleotides long. It is a transcript of the gene Dsor1, whose product is annotated as dual specificity mitogen-activated protein kinase kinase dSOR1. The transcript is spliced from 5 exons. Bases 264 to 1484 code for a protein of 406 amino acids. The record is from RefSeq and is a predicted model, not a curated record. Gene Ontology annotation, molecular function: protein kinase activity; ATP binding. NCBI's taxonomy places the organism in Eukaryota, Metazoa, Arthropoda, Insecta, Diptera, Culicidae. Gene Ontology annotation, biological process: protein phosphorylation.